Ceraceosorus bombacis is the source of this 465-nucleotide messenger RNA. The record is from the annotation of a GenBank genome assembly. Lineage: Eukaryota; Fungi; Basidiomycota; Exobasidiomycetes; Ceraceosorales; Ceraceosoraceae.
AUGCUGGCCCACGAUCUGUGCGCGAUGAUCCAGAAUGGAGCUCGCGGCAGGUUAAGAUCCGUACCCUUGCCUUUCACCAAACGAGCGAUCAAUCUCUCCUCUGUUCUUCUCAAGCACGGCUUCCUCUACAAUGUCACACUGGGAACUCAUGAAGGCCCAUCUCCCUCAUCCUGGCAUCAAGCAACCUCCGACUCUUCUCGAAAAAUCUGGCUGGAUAUCAAGUACGCAUCGGAUCAGUCUCCCGUCUUGCGUCAACUCAACGUCGUCUCCAAACCUAGCAAACGCAUCUUUGUGGAUGAAAAGGACUUGUUGUUGCUUUGUACGGGAAGGAGAGCUGCUUUCGUUCCCCCUUUUAAGACCGGCGAGAUUGGUAUUGUGGAUGCGGGCGAACAUGGCUGGUGCGAAGCUAGGGAAGCCAUAGAGAGGAAAUGGCAGGGAGAGCUGGUGGCUCGAGCAAUGUGGUGA